UUAAUUAACAAAGGAAAAAGUAUAGAAACGAGAGUGAAAAGAAGAAGUGAAUAGGCUUCGUUUGCUAAAUGGGUUAACCGAGAAUUGUAAUGCAAUUGCUAGUCAAACUGGUAGGAAAAAGAGUAAGAAAGUCGCUGUUGAUGGAAGGAACCUUCUCAUAACCACACAGGAAAGAAGAGGAACACAAACCCCUCAUUUGCAGAAGAUCCAGUCUCCUCCUCUUGUCGGGAGAAGCAACAAAGGAUGGCCGAGGUUGCCGUGUCAACGGUUGUUACCAAGCUGACGGAGCUGCUGGUGGAGCAAGCAAGGGCGGCGGUUUCGCAGCUUGUGGGGGUAAGGGAGCAAGUUGAGGGCUUGAAGAACGAAUUGGGGUGGAUGCAGAGUUUCCUGAGAGAUGCUGAUGCCAAACAAGAAGGCAACGAACGUGUUCGCAUGUGGGUGUCAGAAAUCAGAGACGUGGCUUUCGAAGCGGAGGAGCUCAUAGAAACCUACGUGUACAAGACAACCAUGCAGAACGGUUUAGAUCAGAUGUUCAGACAAUUACAUAUGUACAAGGUGAGAACGAGGAUAGGCAAGAUCUUGUCCAGGAUCAAGAGUAUAUCCGACAGGCGCGAAACGUACGGUGUUGUAAUGACCCGUGAUGAUGGCAGCGGCAGCGGCAGCAAUGAGAGGUUGAGGCACUGGAGACAGCCCUUGCCUUAUUCUGAAGAAGACUAUGUUAUUGAGCUUGAAGAUGACAUGGGGUUGCUCCUUUCCCAGUUGCUUUCUGUGGAGCCAACGCCCCAUGUGGUUUCUAUUGUUGGAAUGGGUGGUUUGGGGAAAACCACUUUGGCCAAGAAGCUUUACAAUUACACCAAGAUCACCAACCAUUUUGAGUACAAGGCGUGGGUUUAUGUCUCUAAAGAGUACAGUAGGAGGGAGGUUCUGCAAGGGAUUCUCAGGGAUGUGGAUGCUCUCACCAGAGAUGAGAUGCAGAGAGCAGCAAUACCUGAGGAAGAGUUGGUCAAGAAGCUGCGAUAUGUGUUGGGUGAGAAAAGGUACUUGGUCGUGUUAGAUGACAUUUGGGGGAUGGAGGUUUGGGAUGCUUUGAAAUCUGCCUUUCCCAGAGGGAAGAUGGGAAGUAAGAUAUUGCUUACCACCAGGAACUGGGAAGUUGCUUUACAUGCUGAUGCCAGUAGCAAUCCUCAUCAGUUGAGGCCCUUGACAGAAGAUGAGAGUUUCAGGUUGCUCUGCAACAAAGCGUUCCCGGGAGCGAAUAACAUCCCUUUAGAUUUGGAGAAUCUUGCCAAGGAUAUUGUGGUCAGAUGUGGAGGUUUGCCUUUGGCUGUGGUGGUGGUUGGUGGUUUGCUGUCUAGGAAACUCAAGUCAAGUGGGGAGUGGAAAAGGGUGCUACAGAAUAUUAGCUGGCACUUACUAGAAGAGCAAGAGAAGAUAGCAAGAAUUUUGGCCUUAAGCUACAAUGACUUGCCUUCACAUUUGAAGUCAUGCUUUCUGUAUUUGGGUCUUUUCCCGGAGGGUUUGAACAUUCAGACAAAAAAAUUGAUCAGACUUUGGGUAGCGGAGGGGUUUCUACCACAAGAAGGAGAAGAAACUCCAGAAGGUGUUGCUCAGAAGUGCUUAAAUGAGUUGAUUGGUAGGUGUAUGAUUCAAGUGGGAACAGUAAGCUCAUUGGGAAGAGUCAAAACAAUUCGCAUCCACCAUCUUCUUAGAGAUCUUUCACUCUCUAAAGGAAAAGAGGAGUACUUUCUCACAAUAUUUCAAGGUGAUGUGGCAGGUCCAUCAACUAAAUCCCGACGCCAUUCGAUACAUUCUUGCCAUGACAGGUAUGACUCCUUAAAAUACAAUGCUGAUCGUUCCCGUUCCCUGCUUUUCUUCAACAGAGAAUAUAAUGAAGAUAUAGUGAGGAAACUCUGGCUUCCUUUGAAUUUUCAGCAAGAAAAGAAAUUGAAUUUCAUCUACAGGAAAUUUAAGCUACUCAGGGUAUUAGAAUUAGAUGGCGUUCGGGUAGUUAGCUUGCCUAGCACGAUAGGGGAUUUGAUUCAAUUGAGGUAUCUUGGAUUGAGGAAGACAAAUCUAGAAGCAGAACUUCCACCUUCCGUUGGGAACUUGCUAAACCUACAGACACUUGAUUUAAGGUAUUGUUGUUUUUUGAAGAGAAUACCAAAUGUAAUUUGGAAGAUGGUGAACUUGAGACAUCUGCUCCUGUACACUCCAUUUGAUCCUCCAGAUAGCAGCCAUCUACGGUUGGAUACAUUAACCAAUCUACAAACCCUACCUCACAUUGAGGCUGGAAACUGGAUAGAUGGUGGUUUAGCAAAAAUGACCAACCUCAGGCAAUUGGGGAUCUGUGAAUUAUCAGGACAAAUGGUGAAUUCUGUACUUUCUACUGUACAAGGAUUACACAACCUUCAUUCACUGUCACUAUCACUUCAAUCUGAAGAGGAUGAAUUUCCAAUCUUUAUGCAGUUGUCUCAGUGUUUUCAUCUUCAGAAGCUCACUUUAAAUGGAAAGAUCAAGAAACUACCUGAUCCACACGAGUUUCCACCAAACCUAUUAAAACUGACUCUACAUAACUCCCACCUACCAAAGGAGUCUUUUGCCAAGCUGGAGAGAUUGCCAAACCUUAAAACGCUCAUUUUGGGUAAAGGGGCAUACAAUUGGCCGAAACUGAACUUCAACGCUGAAGGGUUUCCACAGUUGCAUAUUUUGCGACUUGUUUUGAAAGAAUUGGAGGAGUGGACAGUUGAAGGAAGUGCGAUGCCAAGACUUGAGAUCAUGGUUAUUGAUCGCUGUGAGAAACUGAAAAAGAUUCCAGAAGGACUGAAAGCUAUCACUUCUCUGAAUAAGUUAAAAAUUGUAGGAAUGCCAGUCGAAUUCGAACAUAGGCUUCGGACGUUCGAGUUCACAAAUACUCCAGUAAUUGAAUCAACCACAGACAUUUUGGCAAUUGAUUGAUUGCUGGCACAAUGUUGGUGUGUGAUACAUGCUUUCAUCUAUGGAAUGGAAGCAUUUCUGAGUUCUGGUUCCAUUGUUCAGCAUACCUGCUUCAAUUUAUUGUUGACAAUGUACAUACUGCUUGAUAAAGUUUCAAGCACCAACAGGUCUUUCCACUUUUAUGCACGCAGGAACUUGAUCCCUUUCAAUAAUUGGGAAUGAGUUCCAAUAACUAAUUGUGAAUGCAAUAAUACGUGGAACUUGUGUGAGCUAUGGCAAAUUCAACAGGCACCUUUUCCUCACAAACGGAGACCUCAAUUACACAUGAAUGGCCAAGAUUUAUUCCAUUUUUUUUUUAAAUUUCUAAUUUAAUUUUUAUGUGGCCAGAAAAGGGUCCUGGAAAUUCAUUAUUGUCCUGUAUUUUGUUUCUUUCCCAUUUGUUUGAUUCCAACUCAAUCGAACACAUACAAAGUUUUGCAAUACCUAGUAGAAUAUAUCUUGCAAUCCUUUUUCGUUUA
Messenger RNA from Cajanus cajan (pigeon pea), 3452 nucleotides. Its product is annotated as putative disease resistance RPP8-like protein 2. The record is from RefSeq and is a predicted model, not a curated record. Gene Ontology annotation, molecular function: ADP binding. NCBI's taxonomy places the organism in Eukaryota, Viridiplantae, Streptophyta, Magnoliopsida, Fabales, Fabaceae. Gene Ontology annotation, biological process: defense response to other organism.